AUGAGGACGCGCUGGGCGACCCUUCGCCGCGCGGCGGAGCUCCUCGUGCUACUCCUCAGGUGCUUCGGUCUGGCGGAGCCCUCUGGCCGCACAGGCAAUGAUCCAUUCACUAUCGUCAAUGAAAACAUGGGCAAGUGCAUCAAGCCACUGAAUGACUGGAUAGUAGCAACAGACUGUGGUGGAAGUAGGGACGUGUUAUGGAAGUGGGUGUCUCAGCAUCGACUCUUUCAUUUGCAAUCCCAGAAGUGCCUUGGGCUAGAUAUUACCAAACCCACAGAUUCCUUGAGAAUGUUCAACUGUGACUCCAGUGCCUUACUCUGGUGGAAAUGUGAGCACCACUCUCUGUAUGGAGCUGCCCAGUACAGACUGGCUCUGAAGAAUGGACAUGCUGUAGCAAGUACAAAUUCAUCUGAUGUCUGGAAGAAAGGAGGCACAGGGGAAAACCUCUGUGACCAGCCUUAUCAUGAGAUAUAUACCAGAGGUGGGAACUCCUAUGGAAGACCUUGUGAAUUUCCAUUCUUAGUUAAUGGGACCUGGCAUCAUGAGUGCAUUUUUGAUGAAAAUUAUGGUGGGCCAUGGUGUGCAACCACCUUAAAUUAUGAAUAUGAUCAAAAGUGGGGCAUCUGCUUAAAACCAGAAAAUGGCUGUGAAGAUAAUUGGGAAAAGAAUGAGCAGAUUGGAAGUUGCUACCAAUUUAAUACUCAGGCAGCUCUUUCUUGGAAGGAAGCUUAUGUUUCGUGUCAGAAUCAAGGAGCUGACUUACUGAGCAUCGGCAAUGCUGCUGAAUUAACUUAUCUUAAAGAAAAAGAAGGCAUCCCAAGAAUUUUCUGGAUUGGCUUAAAUCAGCUAUACUCUGCUAGAGGCUGGGAAUGGUCAGACCACAGGCCAUUAAACUUUCUCAACUGGGACCCAGAUAUGCCUAGUGCACCUAUGAUAAUAGGCGGAUCCAGCUGUGCGAGAAUGGUUGCCAUGUCUGGUCUAUGGCAGAGUUUUUCCUGUGAAGCUCAAUUGCCCUAUGUCUGCAAGAAACCAUUAAAUAACACAGUGGAGUUAACAGAUGUUUGGACAUAUUUAGAUACACACUGUGAUGCAGGCUGGCUGUCAAAUAAUGGUUUUUGCUAUCUGCUGGUAAAUGAAAGUGAUUCCUGGGAUAAGGCACAUACGAAAUGCAAAGCCUUGAGCGGCGAUCUCAUCAGCAUUCAUUCUUUAGCAGAUGUGGAGGUGGUUGUCACAAAACUCCAUAAUGGCGAUGCCAAAGAAGAAAUAUGGAUAGGUCUUAAGAACAAAAAUGUACCAAGUUUAUUUCAGUGGUCUGAUGGUACUGAAGUUACUCUAACAUAUUGGAAUAAGAAUGAGCCAAAUGUUCCCUACAAUAAGACUCCCAACUGCGUUUCCUAUUUAGGAAAGUUAGGUCAGUGGAAGGUCCAGUCCUGUGAAGAGAAACUUAAAUAUGUAUGUAAGAAAAAGGGAGAACAAAUGAAUGAUACAACAUCUGACAAGAUGUGUCCUCCAGAUGAGGGCUGGAAAAGACAUGGAGAAAUCUGUUACAAGAUUUACAAGGAUGAGGUCCCUUUUGGAACCAACUGCAAUCUGACUAUAACUAGCAGAUUUGAGCAAGAAUACUUGAAUGAUAUGAUUAAAAAGUAUACUAAAUCUCCAGGAAAAUACUUCUGGACUGGCCUGAGAGAUAUAGAUUCACAUGGAGAGUAUAGCUGGACAGGAGUUGGUGGAGUAAAGCAAGCUGUAACAUUUUCCAACUGGAAUUUUCUUGAGCCAGCUUCUCCAGGCGGGUGUGUGGCUAUGGCUACUGGAAAGUCUCUUGGAAAGUGGGAGGUGAAAGACUGCAGAAACUUCAGAGCACUCUCGGUUUGCAAGAAAAUAAGUGGGCCCAUUCAGCCUGAAGAAGUAGCUCCUAAGCCUGAAGACCCCUGUCCUGAAGGCUGGCAUAGUUUCCCCUCAAGUCUUUCUUGUUAUAAGCUGUUUCAUACAGAAAGAAUUGUAAGAAAAAGGAACUGGGAAGAAGCUGAGAGAUUCUGCCAAGCUCUUGGAGGACACCUUCCUAGCUUCACUCAUAUGGAUGAAAUAAAGGAAUUUCUUCACUUUUUAAUGGACCAGUUCAGUGACCAGCGUUGGCUGUGGAUAGGUUUGAAUAAAAGGAGCCCAGAUUUACUAGGAUCCUGGGAGUGGAGUGAUCAUACACCAGUGUCUACUAUUCUCAUGGAAAAUGAGUUUCAGCAGGAUUAUGACAUCAGAGACUGUGCUGCUGUCAAGGUCACUCAAAGUCCAGGGCGAAGAAGCUGGUAUUUCUAUGAUGACAGAGACUUUAUUUACUUAAGACCUUUUGCUUGUGAUACAAAACUUGAAUGGGUAUGCCAGAUUCCAAAAGGCCGUACUCCAAAAACACCAGACUGGUACAAUCCAGAGCGUGCUGGAAUUCAUGGACCUCCGGUUGUAAUUGAAGGGAGUGAAUAUUGGUUUGUUGCUGAUCCUCACUUAAACUAUGAAGAAGCUGUCCUGUAUUGUGCUAGCAAUCACAGCUCUCUGGCUACAUUGACAUCUCUUGCAGGAUUAAAAGCCAUCAAAAACAAAAUAGCAAAUAUAUCUGGUGAUGAACAGAAGUGGUGGGUGAGAACUGCUGAGCAGCCGGCAGAUCGUCGUCGUUCUAUGUACUCACGAUAUCCAUGGCCUCACUUUCCUAUAACAUUUCGGGAGGAAUGCCUGUGCAUGUCUGCCAAGACUUGGUUUAGCGACUUAAAUAAACCAGCAGACUGUGGUACCAAGUUGCCCUUCAUCUGUGAAAAAUAUAAUGUCUCUUCAUUAGAAAAAUACAGUCCAGAUUCUGCAGCUAAAAUACAGUGCUCUGGGGAUUGGAUUACUUUUCAGAAUAAGUGUUUUCUAAAAAUCAGACCAAAGUCUCUCACAUUUUCCCAAGCGAGUGAUACUUGUCGCACAUAUGGUGGCACCCUUCCUUCAGUGCUGAGCCAGAGAGAACAAGAUUUUAUUACAUCCUUGCUUCCGGAUAUGGAGGCUACUUUAUGGAUUGGUUUGCGCUGGACUGCCUAUGAAAGGAUAAACAAAUGGACAGAUAACAGAGAGCUGACAUACAGUAACUUUCACCCAUUAUUAGUUGGUGGGAGACUGAAAAUACCAACACAUAUUUUUGAAGAAGAGUCCCAAUACGACUGUGCUUUAAUACUCAACCUCCAAAAGUCACCUUAUACUGGGACAUGGAAUUUCACUUCCUGUAGUGAACGCCACACUCUGUCUCUCUGUCAGAAAUAUUCAGAAGUUGAAAGCAAACAGACCUUGCAGAAUACUUCAGACACAGUAAAGUAUCUAAAUAAUCUGUACAAAAUCAUCCUGAAGAAUAUGACUUGGUUUGAUGCUCUAAGGGAGUGUCAGAAAGAUAACAUGCAGCUGGUGAGCAUCACAGACCCUUAUCAGCAGGCGUUCCUAACUGUACAAGCGGUUCUUCGUAACUCUUCUUUAUGGAUUGGACUCUCCAGUCAAGACGAUGAACUCAACUUUGGUUGGUCAGAUGGGAAGCGUGUUCAAUUUAGUCGCUGGGCUGAAAAUAAUGGGCAACUUGAAGACUGUGUAAUAUUAGAUACUGAUGGAUUCUGGAAAACAUCUGAUUGUGAUCAUAUGCAACCAGGUGUUAUUUGCUACUAUCCAGGAAACGAUACUGAAAAAGAGGUCAAAGCAUUUGACAAUGUUCAGUGUCCAUCUCCUGUUCUAUUUACUCCAUGGAUACCAUUUCAGAACUCUUGCUACAAUUUUAUAAUAGCAAAGACUGAAUAUACGGCAACACCACCAGAUGAAGUUCAUUCUAAAUGCCAGAAAAUGAAUCCAAAAUCACAUGUUCUGAGUAUUCGAGAUGAAAAAGAGAAUAACUUCGUUCUGGAGCAACUUCUGCACUUCAGUAAUAUGGCUUCAUGGGUCAUGUUAGGUAUAACUUAUGAAAAUAAUUCUCUUCUGUGGUCUGAUAAGACCAUGCUGUCAUACAUAAAUUGGAGAGGAGGAAGACCAGAUAUAAAAAAUGACAAGUUUUUUGCUGGCUUGAGUACUGAUGGCUUCUGGGAUUUUCAGACCUUCAGUGUUCUUGAAGAAAUACUUCCCUAUACCCAGAACAGCAUUCUUGCUUGUAAAAUUGAAAUAGUUGACUACAAGGAAGAAUAUAAUACUACUCUGCCACAGUUUAUUCCAUAUGAAGAUGGUAUUUAUAAUAUUAUACAAAAAAAGGUAACAUGGUAUGAAGCAUUAAACAUGUGUUCUCAAAGUGGAGGUUAUUUGGCAAGUGUUCAUGACCAAAAUGGCCAGCUCUUUCUGGAAGACCUCGUAAAACGUGAUGGAUUUCCACUAUGGAUUGGGCUCUCAAGUCAUGAUGGAAGUGAAUCAAGUUUUGAAUGGUCUGAUGGCAGUACAUUUGACUACAUCCCAUGGAAAGAUAAACCGUCUGCUGGAAAUUGUGUUGUCCUGGAUCCAAAAGGAAUUUGGAGACAUGAAAAAUGCAAGUCUGUUAGUGAUGGUGCUAUUUGUUAUAAACCUACAAAAUCUAAAGAGGUGUCCUCUCAUACAUACUCAUCAAGAUGUCCAGCAGUAAAAGAGAAUGAGUCACAAUGGAUCCAGUACAAGGAGCACUGUUAUACAUCUGACCGGGCAUUGCGCAAUUUCUCAGAAGCCAAACAGUUCUGUUCAAAACUUGAUCAUUCUGCAACUAUUGUUACCAUAGAGGAUGAAGAUGAAAAUAAGUUCGUGAGCAGACUGAUGAGGGAAAAUAAUAAUAUUACCAUGAGAGUUUGGCUUGGAUUAUCUCAAUAUUCUGCCGAUCAGUCUUGGAAUUGGUUAGAUGGAUCAAAAGUGACAUUUGUCAAAUGGGCAAAUAAAAGUAAGAGUGGUGGUGGAAAAUGUAGCGUUUUGUUAGCUUCAAAUGAAACUUGGAUAAAAGUUGAAUGUUCACAAGGCUACGGAAGAGUUGUCUGCAAAGUUCCUCUGGACUGUCCUUCAUCUGCCUGGGUUCAGUUUCAAGACAGUUGUUACAUUUUUCUUAAAGAAGCCGUCAAAGUAGGAAGCAUAGAGGACGUCAGAAAUCAGUGUACUGACCAUGGAGCAGACAUGGUAAGCAUACAUAAUGAAGAAGAAAAUGCUUUUAUACUGGAUACUUUGAAAAAGCAAUGGAAAGGCCCAAGUGAUAUCCUACUAGGCAUGUUUUUUGACACAGAUGAUGCACGUUUCAAGUGGCUUGAUCAGUCAAAUAUGACAUUUGAUAAGUGGACAGACCAAGAGGAUGGUGAGGAUCUGGUCGACACUUGUGCCUUUUUGCACACCAAGACAGGUGAAUGGAAAAAAGGAGAUUGUGAGAUUUCUUCUAUGGAAGGAACCCUUUGUAAAUCAGCUAUCCCAUAUGAAAAGAAAUAUUUAUCAGAUAACCACAUUUUAAUAUCAGCUUUGGUGAUUGCUAGCACAGUAAUUUUGACAGUUUUGGGAGCAAUCAUUUGGUUCCUGUACAAAAGAAACUUGGAUUCUGGUUUCACCACAGUUUUUUCAACUGCACCCCAAUCACCUUAUAACGACGACUGUGUUUUGGUAGUUGCAGAAGAAAACGAGUAUGCUGUUCAAUUUGACUAAGAUUUUGGAAAUCUCAGAUUAAGGCGUCAAAUACUUUGACAGUGAUUCCUGUGCAGGAUUUUAAUGUAAACUUGGCAAUGAAAAUUAGUUUUUAUGG
This is a messenger RNA of Neomonachus schauinslandi (Hawaiian monk seal), 5725 nucleotides long. RefSeq names its product lymphocyte antigen 75. The transcript is spliced from 39 exons. Bases 1 to 5628 code for a protein of 1875 amino acids. The record is from RefSeq and is a predicted model, not a curated record. Gene Ontology annotation, molecular function: signaling receptor activity. Lineage: Eukaryota; Metazoa; Chordata; Mammalia; Carnivora; Phocidae.